CGCGCGGCUGCACAGCCACUCGCGCGAAGACAAUAUUCUAUUACUUUGUCGUGCCUCCUACGUACUAGAAUCCCUAUCACAGCCCGACGCAGUCGACUAUCGAACGACUCCCCAAGCUAAUAUUAUUCCAGCGCCCAAACGUGUCGUUAGGUGGGUCUCGCAAAACUAUCCGCGUCCAACCAUAGAUUCGGAAUGGCUGUCGGAUUGUUGUGAUUGGAUAUCGAGUACAUACAACACAUCAUUGUCCACCCACUUCCACGACUUCAUCUCGCACGUCGAGACACAGCUCCUCCAAUCCAAUCUCGAGGAUUCAACAGUUCCUGGUACCGGUUUGGAUGCGGAGCUGGUCCGAAUUGAAAACCGUCCACUUCCAUAUCGACCACGGGGACGGGACCGUAAGCCCAGCUCAUGGGCGACUCGAAAGCCAACGGGGCAGCGUCCACAAAGAGAAACUACCAGUUCUGUCCCAUUGUUGGUAAAAAUUAGGUCUAUCACCGAAAUCGCGCAUGCUGCGUUUAGUCUCCUAAACAUUCACUAGACGCGCCUCGAUCGUGCCGAUCGUGGUUUGGCCGUCGAAACUCGGGAUCAUCAGGAACAUGGACAAGGACAGCAAGAUGAAGACCAAGGUCCCAUCCCACGUUUCCCCUGUGGCAUGCCUCACCUCGAGUUGUCGGAUGGACAUACCCUCUUCCGGGCGAUAGAAUUUAGGUAUGCCUGAAUUGGUGCUUGGAGAGACCCCAUUAGGUUUCAAGUGACAUGUGCCCCCAGAUGCUCUUAACCUCCACUCCGAUCCGGAAUGGGAUCGCUUUCCUUGAACCUUCUAAUGUAACACUUA
Pisolithus orientalis is the source of this 835-nucleotide messenger RNA. RefSeq lists its product as uncharacterized. The transcript has 3 exons. The annotation marks the transcript as partial. NCBI's taxonomy places the organism in Eukaryota, Fungi, Basidiomycota, Agaricomycetes, Boletales, Pisolithaceae. The record is from RefSeq and is a predicted model, not a curated record.